Messenger RNA from Talaromyces stipitatus ATCC 10500, 2049 nucleotides. RefSeq lists its product as uncharacterized. Gene Ontology annotation, molecular function: zinc ion binding; DNA binding. Gene Ontology annotation, biological process: DNA-templated transcription. The record is from RefSeq and is a predicted model, not a curated record. NCBI's taxonomy places the organism in Eukaryota, Fungi, Ascomycota, Eurotiomycetes, Eurotiales, Trichocomaceae. The coding region runs from base 1 to 2049 and encodes 682 amino acids. The transcript has 9 exons.
AUGGAUUAUACAGGCCGGCCGACUGAACCCACAGUAGCUACGCUUUCAUCUCUACAUGUCUGUACUGAAACCAAAACGAGUGUCGGCUUAGUUACUCGUGUGAAUCCCGAUGGACAAAGAAAGCUCUGGGAAGCGAAAACCGAGUGGUGUUCGAAAGCGGACGAUAGCGCCGCCGGUCAAGUUGGCCUGCUUGGCUUGUGCCAGAGAAAGGGCCAAAAAUGUGAAUAUACGCCCAGCAGACGUGGAGGUGCUCGGACAGGCAGCCGUUUCGCGCAGGACGGCAAACAUAACAACGAUAAUAAACAGACCCAACCGUUUCCAAUCGAACAAUACAUUGAGCCGGGAGCUGGGCUUCGCAGCCUCGAAGAUAUUUGCCAGGACAGCGACUUUAUCUUUGAUAGCAUCUUUCAGCAUGAAGAUGCUGUCAUAUCCGAGUCUCAACCAUUUCGACUGGUGCCACCAUUGGUGCGCUCAUACCAGAGCAACGGUGACAUACUAGACGCAUAUUACAUCUACAUCCAUCCAUAUUUUCCAAUUCUGCCUCCUCCAACUUCAGCGCCAACUGACCGACCCAUUGCAGUUUCCGAAGAUGAUCAGAAUUUGAAUGAAGCCGAUUACGAGCCUUCUUCGUCUCUCAGCCUCGGCAUUUUGACCAUAUUAUCGUUAAUUCCUCAUCCAGAUGACCCGAAUCCCUGUAGUGAGGACGCCGUUGUAUUCCGCAGAAAGUAUGCUGAGAGUUUGGCUCAGGCAGCCUUGGAAAGCGUCAACAUUGAAACUGAAGUACCAGCCUCCUCGACAUCGCCUGCACAGGUCCUUUCUGAAGGCUCAGAUGCGUACCUGUGUGUGCCUUUUCACCCGCAUGUUCCAGUCGAGUUAGAGAGCAUAAUCGCCCUCUCCAUCUUGAGCGUAUAUGAAUAUGCACAGCGAGGGAACAUCAAAAGAAUGCGUCAACGAGCAGGACAGGCCCUCAUGGCAGCUAUGGAUUUGUCUCUCCAUCGUGAACCAGAAACCGAGGAACCCGACGAAUUCACAGAAGCAAGGCGUCGGGCUUGGUGGAUGACAUGCAUCUGUAAUUGUCAGGGAUCAGUUGUCAGCGUCACUGAACCGACAAUAUCUAUGGAUGACCCGAGAUUUACUACUCAAUAUCCUACUAUUCGCGCAGACUCAAAUGCAUGGUCCUUCUUCAUCGAUGCUCAACGAGCGAUCGUUUCCGCAACAGUGGCUGUAGUCGAACUAAAUAAAGCUCUGAAAGAUGGAACUGGCGUGCAGUCUAAGUUGGAACGCAAUCUCGAGCUUGAUAAUGAGAUAAAGUUGCUAGCUUCGAAAGCCGAUACUUAUCUGACUCCAUAUCCUCCAGCGGGCCUACUCGACCAGGGGGAGUCUGUAGUUGCGGAGAGUUUGAUAUUGAUAGGACGCAUCAAGGUGAACAGCGCGAGGAUCAAACUCCAUCGAUACAGAGCUUUCUUCGACGUCCCAAUUUUCCAUCAGAAACACUGUGACCUGACGCCGUCGCCUAGACAUGGGGAGGACCCAGGAUCAAAGAAAUCUCCGACAUGCUUAUGCCCCACAUCUACUGCUUCAUCCAUUCCACCUGCGGGUUCGUCUUUGCCAAAUACAUCGUCACCGAUGUCAGAUGUUAGCUCAGGCGUCAAUGAUCUUCUCAGACUUGGCAACCAGUUGUCGACCAAGAUUUGUCUCAAAUCUGCAUUGAAUAUUUCUCAGUGCUUUGAACGACUCCCAUAUCCCAACACUUUUGGCUCAUUUGAUGCAUUUCUGUCUCCGUCACCCCAAACUUCGGCAUGGAAGAUCAUUCUGCCUCGCACCAUGCCGUCCUUUGCAUGCUGUGCAAUGCAAAGUAGCUACUCAAUGUUGAUGGUCCGUCGCAAAGUGGAAAUUAUGCACCCCAAGAAUACUAUGGCCAACCCCAUGGUCGACCAAUUGCUUAGUCAAUUGCAAGAGGGUCUAAAAUCUGUCCUCGGAGCUCUCGAGAACUAUUCCAUCGCGUUCGAAGCGCUUGCAGGUAUGAGAGGCACAGAGAACGUUAUUUGA